AUGAAUCCUUGUGUUUUUAUAGUUUUCUCACUUCUCCUGCUACGCCUUGAGACUACAACUGCCAACCAGUUGGUAGCAGCGGGAGAAGAAGAUGAUAAUGGUGUCAUGAAGAAGUGUUUGGAUAAGGAGAGACAUGCUCUUCAUCAUUUCAAAUCCCACUUCCAAGACCCCUGUGAAAAUCUCUCUACAUGGAGAGCUGAAGAAGAUGAUUGUUGUAAAUUGAUAGGAGUCACAUACAACAACCGUGUCAUUAAGCUAAGUAUUAGCUCUGUUGGCCUUAAUGGUGAGAUGAGCAAUUCUUUGAUUAACUUAAGCUACUUGACUCAUCUUGAUCUUCACUCUCAUUUUCUUCAUGGAAGUAUUCACACCUUCAUUGGUUCCAUGACCGAAUUAAGGUACAUUGGCCUUAUCAAUAACUCUCUUCAUGGAAACAUUCUUUGGUCAACUGGUUCCUGA
This is a messenger RNA of Lactuca sativa (garden lettuce), 456 nucleotides long. The record is from RefSeq and is a predicted model, not a curated record. NCBI's taxonomy places the organism in Eukaryota, Viridiplantae, Streptophyta, Magnoliopsida, Asterales, Asteraceae.